AUGCUGGAAAUGCUUUCCAAACUUAAUAUUGCUUCUAAGCGUAAUUUUUGUCUUACUAAACCAUGUUCUGUUGGAACUGUUAAAAAUUGGAUAGAUGGAAAGGCAGUAGAAUCAAAAACAAACAAAUGGGUAGAUUUAACAAAUCCAGCAACAAAUGAAGUUAUUGCUAAAGUUCCAUGCUCAACAAAUGAUGAGAUGCUUGAAGCUGUUGAAUCUUGUAAAAAAGGAUUUUCAGUUUGGAAAAAUUAUUCUAUUCUCUCUCGUCAACAAGUAUUUUUUAAUUAUCAGGCAAUUAUAAAAGAUAAUAUGGAAAUAUUAAAAAAAAAUAUUGUUGAAGAACAGGGAAAAACAUUACCUGAUGCUGAAGGUGAUGUAAAUAGAGGAUUACAGGUUGUUCAACAUGCAUGUUCUGCUGCUACCAUAUUAAUGGGUGAAACAAUGAAUAAUGUUUCAAGAGACAUGGAUACAAUUUCAUAUAGAGUUCCAUUAGGUGUUACUGCUGGUAUUUGUCCAUUUAAUUUUCCAGCUAUGGUUCCAUUAUGGAUGUUUCCAUUAUCUGCAGUUGCAGGAAAUUCAAUGCUUAUUAAACCAUCAGAACAAGAUCCUGGUGCAACAAUGAUGCUUGUUGAAAUGGCAAAAGAAGCUGGAAUACCUGAUGGUGUUCUUAAUGUAAUUCAUGGAACACAUGAUGCUGUAAAUUUUAUUUGUGAUAACAAAGAUAUUAAGUCAAUUUCUUUUGUUGGUGGAGAUGCUGCUGGAAAACAUAUAUAUGAACGUGGAUCAAAGAAUGGAAAACGUGUUCAAUCAAACAUGGGAGCUAAAAAUCAUGGUAUUAUUAUGCCUGAUGCUAAUAAAGAAACAACACUUAAUCAAUUAACUGCUGCUGCCUUUGGUGCUGCAGGACAACGUUGUAUGGCAUUAACAACUGCAAUUUUUGUUGGUGACUCAAAAAAAUGGUUACCAGAAUUAGUUGAAAAAGUAAAGAAACUUAAAGUUGGUCCUGGUUGGGAAAAUAAUACUGAUAUUGGUCCAUUAAUAUCAGUUGCUGCUAAAGAACGUGCUAUCAAUCUUAUCAAUUCUUCCAAAACUGAAGGAGCUGAUGUAAUUCUUGAUGGAACAAAAUGUGUCGUAAAUGGAUAUGAAAAAGGAAAUUUUGUUGGACCAACUAUUAUUUCUGGUGUUAAACCACACAUGACUUGUUACAAAAAUGAAAUUUUUGGACCUGCAUUAUGUGUAAUGUUUGCUGAUUCUCUUGAUGAAGCUGUUGAUAUUAUUAAUAAAAAUCCAUAUGGUAAUGGAACUGCUAUUUUCACAACAAAUGGAAUUAGUGCUCGUCGUUUUACAAAUAUUGUUGAUGCUGGACAAAUUGGUAUUAAUGUCCCAAUUCCUGUACCACUUCCUCAAUUUUCAUUUACAGGAUCAAGAGGAUCUUUCCUUGGAAGCGAAAAUUUCUACGGAAAAGCUGGACUUAAAUUCUUUACACAAUGGAAAACUAUUACACAAUUUUGGCGUUCAGAAGAUGCAACACCAGAAGCUAAACCUCAACUUUCAUUUCCACAACUUAAAUAA
This is a messenger RNA of Strongyloides ratti, 1569 nucleotides long. RefSeq names its product Probable methylmalonate-semialdehyde dehydrogenase [acylating], mitochondrial. NCBI's taxonomy places the organism in Eukaryota, Metazoa, Nematoda, Chromadorea, Rhabditida, Strongyloididae. The record is from RefSeq and is a predicted model, not a curated record. Gene Ontology annotation, cellular component: mitochondrion. Bases 1 to 1569 code for a protein of 522 amino acids. The transcript has 2 exons. Gene Ontology annotation, molecular function: malonate-semialdehyde dehydrogenase (acetylating, [NAD(P)+]) activity; methylmalonate-semialdehyde dehydrogenase (acylating, NAD+) activity. Gene Ontology annotation, biological process: L-valine catabolic process; thymine catabolic process.